Messenger RNA from Dinoponera quadriceps, 3393 nucleotides. RefSeq names its product dipeptidyl peptidase 9. NCBI's taxonomy places the organism in Eukaryota, Metazoa, Arthropoda, Insecta, Hymenoptera, Formicidae. Gene Ontology annotation, biological process: proteolysis. The transcript has 10 exons. The coding region runs from base 606 to 3152 and encodes 848 amino acids. Gene Ontology annotation, molecular function: serine-type peptidase activity; dipeptidyl-peptidase activity. The record is from RefSeq and is a predicted model, not a curated record.
UCGCGUCGUGUCGGCCGGACGAUCGCGAGGAGCGCGCGGGCAUUGACGGCGGGACGAGCGCGGCGAACGAGCUCGCUCGGCGUCGGUGAGGGUGUAGCGUCGCAGCAGCAACACGAACAGCGGGGGUCGGUGUUGCGUAGGUGGUGUGAUAGUGGCGACAGUGGUGGCCAGGGCGACGUGAGUACGAGAUUUCGGGAAAUUAAUGCCGCGCGACGCCGACUCCGGGAGGAGGGAGAGGCCGCCGCGAGCAGCAGCAGCGAGUAGGAGGACAGGGAGAAGGUGAAAGUGAGCCGUCGGCGGUGGUGGUAGUGGCGGCGACGGUGGCGGUGCAUAACCUAAAAAUAAGUCCUCUCCCCGUCCGUUCUCCCUCGUCCGUGGCUACGCGCGAUCGCCGUCGUGAUAGUCGUCGUUGUCGUCGCGCCCGCAUUGCGCACCGUUGUCGUCAUCGUCGACGGCGGCCGCCCCGGUGGUGGUGCGUUGGAGCGCGCGGGGCCGCUCCCCGUGCUGCCCGCGGCGCGACACGCACCGCUCGCGCGGCGUGCCCGCUCCUCUCGCAGCAUGCCCUUCGACAUGACAGACGCGCCGACCUGCCCGGACCUGAAGGAAUGACUUCGCAAAACGACCGGCCGCAGCGGGAAGCGGGCAUGGAGACGAGUUGCUACGAGGUGGGGGAACACGCGGUCCCCGACAGCACGGUGCCGAGGAAGUCCUGGUCCGAGCUCAGAGCCGUCGUCAGCGAUCUCCGUAGGAAGCUGUCCGGGGUGUCGGCGGGCUCCGUGCCCGGCUCCAUAACCUUCCGAUCUCUUCCGGAUGGCCGGACUAGAAUCUAUUUUCUUAGUACCCCCAGCAACGCCUGGGAGACUACCCUUCUGUACGUAGACAUUGCACACGCGGAUCACGCCAACGGUUACCGUCUACACUGGCAGCCUGUCAUAGAAGCAAAUUUCCAGAGCGUGUCGAAUAGACUGUCGAGGGAGGAGCAACUGUUGUGGGAGAGAAAGAGGCUCGCUACCUGGGGUAUAACCAGCUACGAGAUGCACGCGGAGAGUGGAAAACUAGUCUUUCCGGCUGCCAGCAGUCUCUACCAGUGCGUGGACACCGGAUUCAUGCCGGGACCUCUUUUCCCGUCGGAGAUCAGGAUGUCGAACACCGGGGCGAAACUAUGCCCUCAGAUAUGUCCUUGGAACAACGAUCUGGUCGCUCACACGUGUUCCGGAGACCUGUAUCUGUCUCACAGCAUCACAGGCUCCUCGGUUCGUUUGACGCACGCUAGGAAAGGUGGCAGAAGUCUCAUGGACGACCCACUUACCGCCGGCACUCCCUCCUACGUCAUGCAAGAGGAAUUCACAAGGUACGUCGGCUACUGGUGGCAGCCCAAGUCCAGCGACGGUAUUUACCGGAUCGUCUACGAGGAGGUGGACGAGAGCGACGUGAAGAUUUACUGCUUCCCCUCCUCGUCGAACACCGACGAGGUGGACGAGUUCAGGUUUCCCCGGGCCGGUAUGCCGAACGCUAAGAGCAACCUGAAGAUGGUACAGUUCCGGUUGACGGAACUGCUGCAGAUCGUCGACAUCGAGAUACUGGAGCUGCAGUACCCUCUUCACAUUAUGUUCCCUUGGAUGGAAUACAUGGUCAGGGUCGGCUGGACUCCCGACGCGCAAUACGUUUGGGUGCAGCUGCUGGACAGGAAGCAGCAGAAGCUCGAGCUGGUGCUGCUGUCGAUCGACAACUUCUGCGAGCCGCCGCCGAACAUGUACAACUCCGAGAACCACUUCACGCCGACGUCGGCGAGCGUCCAGGUGAUCUAUUCGGAGCAAAGUACGGUGUGGAUCAACGUGAACGACUUGCUGUACUUCCUCAAGCCCGACGACGCGAACGAGGUGAAGUUCAUAUGGGGCAGCGAGGAGUCCGAGUUCCGGCAUCUGUAUCUCAUCACGUCCAGCAUAGCAGGACUGAGCGUCGGGGUGGAAGAGCCCUUGGACAGAAUGGACAGCAUAUUCCUUCGGCCGCGCAUCACCUCCAAAGUGGCCCUGACCCAGGGCGACUGGGAGGUGCUGGGCAAGAGGAUCUGGGUCGACGAGGUGAACUCCAUCGUCUACUUCUGCGGCUUACGGGAGGGUCCGUUGGAGCAGCACGUUUACGCGGUGUCACUGCGUCGGCCGCUGGAGAUACGGCUCCUGACGAGACCCGGCUACAGUUACAACAGUAUAUAUUUUAAUAAGGAAUGCGCUAUGCUGGUCACUGUUUAUAGUUCCAUUAAAACGCUGCCUACUUGUCAAGUAUUCAAGAUCUCGCAGACCGACUGGACGGUGGAGAGUAUAUCGCUCACACCGGUGGGCUACCUCCUCGAGCCGUCCGCGCCCGAGUCCGAGCUCUUCGCGCCGGAGGUCUUCACGCACAAGAUCAAGUCGGGCGACACCAUCUACUCGAUGAUAUUCAAGCCUCACAAUUUCCAGCCUGGCGUCAAGUAUCCCACGAUACUCAACGUUUACGGAGGACCCGAAGUACAACUUGUAUCAAAUACGUUUAAGGGUUUAAGACACCUGCGCAUGCACAUGCUAGCCGCUCAAGGUUACUGCGUGGUUCUCAUCGACUCCCGCGGCUCCCAGCACAGAGGUCUGAUCUUCGAGAGCCACUUGCGACGUAGAAUGGGAACGGUCGAGCUGAACGAUCAGGUCGAGGUGUUGAGGUGGUUGGCGGAGACCACCGGCUACAUCGACCUGAAUCGCGUGGCUCUGCACGGCUGGUCUUACGGAGGAUACCUGAGCCUGAUGGGUCUGAUACAGUAUCCGGAUGUAUUCAAGCUGGCCAUCGCCGGCGCCCCGGUCACCUCGUGGAACUUCUACGACACCGGCUACACCGAGCGCUACAUGGAUCUGCCGCAGAACAAUCCCCACGGCUACAUGUCCGGCUCGAUCCUGACGUACGUGAACAAGUUCCCCGACGAGGAAAAUCGGCUGUUGAUCAUUCACGGACUGAUCGACGAGAACGUCCAUUUCUACCACACCAGCCAGCUGAUCAACGCCCUGGUCAAGAUCGGUAAACCGUAUCAACUGCAGGUCUAUCCGAACGAGAGGCACAGUCUGAGGAGCAUAGAUGCCAGCAAGCACUAUGAAACUACCCUGCUAUCCUUCUUGCAAAAUCACUUGUAAACCGACUUGUUACUCCACUGUUUCGUUUUUUGUCCCUUUCUUUUCUUUUUUUUUUUUUUAUUACACCGUUAGGUAGUUCAGUGGUGUGUGUAUGUGUGUGUGUGUGUGUGAGAGAGAGAAAGAGAGAAAGGGGGGGAGGAAGGAAGAAACGUUCGUUGAGAUUUUGAACAUUUCAGUAACUGCCAUCUGUUUAUAAACGAAAAACCUGGUGAAAAAAAUUAAAUUUGAUGUGUGUCCUUUA